This is a messenger RNA of Gallus gallus (chicken), 598 nucleotides long. RefSeq names its product eukaryotic translation initiation factor 5A (gene EIF5A). Gene Ontology annotation, molecular function: ribosome binding; RNA binding; translation elongation factor activity. NCBI's taxonomy places the organism in Eukaryota, Metazoa, Chordata, Aves, Galliformes, Phasianidae. The record is from RefSeq and is marked validated. Gene Ontology annotation, biological process: positive regulation of translational termination; positive regulation of translational elongation.
GUGCACCUGGUGGGCAUCGACAUCUUCACAGGGAAGAAGUACGAGGACAUCUGCCCCUCCACCCACAACAUGGACGUCCCCAACAUCAAGCGCUGCGACUUCCAGCUGAUCGGGAUCCAGGACGGCUUCCUGUCGCUGCUGCAGGACAGCGGGGAGGUGAGGGAGGAUCUGCGGCUGCCCGAGGGGGAGCUGGGAAGGGAGAUCGAGCAGAAGUACGACUGCGGGGAGGAGAUCCUGAUCACGGUGCUGUCGGCGAUGACUGAGGAGGCGGCCGUCGCCAUCAAAGCCAUGGCCAAGUGAUGGGCUGCAGGGCCGCGGACGCCGCGGGGCUCCGCCCCCCCCAACACUACAGCGGAUUGGGGGGGAGGGGAGGGGGGGGGAGGGGCGGAGGGGGCGGGGCCACAGGGGAGUCCCGGCCCCGCCCACCCCCCUUUUAGCCCCGCCCACCCCCGGGGUUAAGCCCCGCCCCCCCUUUCCCUUUUCUCGCGAGGUUUUGAGGGAGUGAAGGGGGGGGGGAGGGGGGGGCGGGGCCGGGCCCCGUGGCCCCGCCCCCUUUUGGUUAUCAACGAGCGCUGAAAUAAAACCGGAAAUGACUUUA